UCAACAUGGUACCUAGAUCGCAGGUGAUGUUGCUCUUGUUAAUCUAUUUAGGUUAUAGCCACAGUCACAGAAACAACAAAUCACGACUCGAUUCUAAGAAGAAUGUCUUAUUGAUAUUUGUUGAUGAUGGCGGAUUUGAAAGCCAAGUUUACAAUAAUUCUGUAUGUAAAACACCAAACUUAGCAGCAUUAGCUAAGCGCAGCGUUGUGUUACGUCGGGCCUACACUUCAGUGAGCAGCUGUUCGCCGAGCCGAUCAGCCUUGCUCACCGGACUCCCGCAACACCAGAAUGGUAUGUAUGGCCUGCACCAUUCCUUUCAUCACUUUAACUCUUUUGACGAGGUUAAAAGCAUCCCAUUGAUACUAAAAGACCAUGGCAUCCGAACGGGCAUUAUCGGGAAGAAGCACAUUGGGCCUGAUUCCGUAUAUAAAUUCGAUUACGAGAGAACAGAUGAACAUUACAGUAUGCUACAGGUUGCUAGGAACAUCACUCACAUGAAAGAAUUGAUGAGAGAAUUUCUAGGCAUUGAUGAUCGUCCGUUUUUUCUGUAUAUGGCUUUCAAAGAUGUACACAGGUGCGAUGCGAGUAUCGAAAAAUAUGGUCAGUUCUGUGAACGAUUUGGAAAUGGUGACCCUGAGACAGGCAUUAUUCCGGACUGGAAACCAGCUUAUUAUGACCCUGCAGAUGUCUUUGUGCCGUAUUUUUUACCGGAUACAAUGGCCACAAGAAAAGAAAUUUCUGCACAAUACACAGCAGUUAGUAGAAUGGACCAAGGAGUUGGUCUUUUCUUGAACGAAUUGACGUCAUUGGGGUUCCUUAAAAACACGUUGAUUAUUUACACUGCAGACAAUGGUAUCCCGUUCCCUAACGCGAAGACAAAUCUAUACGAAUGUGGAAUGGGAGAGCCCAUGAUGAUAUCCUCCCCCUCCCAUACUGAACGUUGGGGUCAGACAAGUGAUGCUUUGGCCAGCACGACGGACAUCGUUCCAACCAUCCUAGAAUGGUUUGAAGUUGACUUUCCAUCUUAUAGCUUGAACGGGGCUACUGUUGAAUUGAGUGGAAAAUCCCUACUUCCAAUAUUGGAAAGUGAGCCGAAAGCGGGUGGAAAGUUCGAUCAGGUAUUCUCAAGCCACGAUCUCCACGAGAUAACUAUGUACUAUCCGAUGAGAGUUGUACGAAAUCGCCAAUAUAGGCUCAUCCACAACAUCAACCACGCGGCAUCUUAUCCGAUCGCGCUAGAUAUCUUCAUGUCUCCGACUUUUCAGGACAUGUUGAAUCGAACCCACAAUGGCGAGCCAACAUACUGGUUCAAAUCCCUACACAAUUACUACUAUCGACCGGAGUGGGAACUCUAUGACGUCACCAGUGAUCCCCAUGAAAAGAAUAAUUUGAUAGAUAAUUCGACAUUAACUGAAAUUGUGCAGGAGUUAAAGACCGACUUAAAAUCAUGGCUUGAAAAAACAAACGACCCAUGGCGAUGCCUACCAAAUGGUGUUUUAGUUGGUAACGCAUGCUGGCCACUUUACAAUUAACAUUUGUAGUCCUACAACAUAUAAAAAAUUACAGUCUUUCAUGAUGUGUAAAUAAAUAAAUUAUUUUCACACUCGCAAAAUUCAUCCCAUUAAACCCUAAAAAAAUUAAUAUAAUUUUAGUGUUACAAUUAAAGGUUUAGAGUUUAUCUCUAGUGUACUAUGAUUUAUUUAUAACAACAGUAUCUUUUUGGAAAUCCCGUCUUGAGCUCUUGUAAUAUUCGUUGAAAAAAUAAUCAAA
Anneissia japonica is the source of this 1770-nucleotide messenger RNA. Its product is annotated as N-sulphoglucosamine sulphohydrolase-like. NCBI's taxonomy places the organism in Eukaryota, Metazoa, Echinodermata, Crinoidea, Comatulida, Comatulidae. Bases 6 to 1532 code for a protein of 508 amino acids. The transcript has a single exon. The record is from RefSeq and is a predicted model, not a curated record. Gene Ontology annotation, biological process: glycosaminoglycan catabolic process; heparan sulfate proteoglycan catabolic process. Gene Ontology annotation, molecular function: N-sulfoglucosamine sulfohydrolase activity.